Messenger RNA from Drosophila suzukii, 921 nucleotides. Its product is annotated as neurofilament medium polypeptide. The record is from RefSeq and is a predicted model, not a curated record. NCBI's taxonomy places the organism in Eukaryota, Metazoa, Arthropoda, Insecta, Diptera, Drosophilidae.
GCAGAGCGCUGGAUUUGCUCAUAAAGACCGCAAAACUGCAAAAGUCCACUACAAAGCCAGCUGGAAACUAAGGAUUACCACAAUGGUUCGACCCAUCUACCUGGCCCUCGUUGCUCUAUUCGUAUUGACCUGCUCUGUAAGUGCAGCUCCGUUGGGGGAGUCGGAAAUCCAUGAUAGUUCCGAACUCUCAGUCUCCAAACUCGAAACGGAGGUCCAAGACUCGAGUGCUGGUAGUAGUGAGGAGAAGGACGACGACGACGAGGAGGAGACUGCGGCUCAAAAGGUGGAGGAGGAAACCGACGAGGAUAAUGAUGAUGAAGAGGACGACGACGACGAUGAUUCCUCACUGAUCCGUAGACGUCGCGGGGCAGAGACCACUGAGGAACCCUCGGAGGAGGAGACCGUUACCGAAUCCCCCAACGAGAACCACAAGGUGGAUACCACCACUGGGGCAGCUCCGACGCGCAAGCCUGUGCUCGUGCUCAUCCGGGAUGCCCUCAAGAAGGUCACCACCGAUCUGCCCACCGCCCAGGUGGCCAACAAUGCCCUGCAGUACUUCCAGCAGUUCGAGCACUUCAUCCAACAGGCCAUCGAGGAGGUGAUCGGCGAAGACGACGACGACGAGGAGGAGACCCCGGCUACUGUAACUCCCGAAACGGAGACCACUGUUGAGGAUAUCAAGAAGCCCGAGGUGGAGAAUGCUCCAGAAAAGGUUCCAGAUGCCGAGGUCCCAGCUGAAGUCCCUGAAAAGGAAACUCAGGCCGUUGAACCCAUCAAGAUGGAGGAAUCUACCUCUUCGACUUCAGCUCCCCUUAGCAAUGCUGUCUAGUCUAGCUAUGUAUUAAGUUCCACAAAUCACUUCUCAGAUAUUUAUUGUCAUUUAUUUAUUGUUAGCUAUAAACUGUAUGCCAUGUUCUGAAA